Messenger RNA from Peromyscus maniculatus bairdii (prairie deer mouse), 2421 nucleotides. The record is from RefSeq and is a predicted model, not a curated record. NCBI's taxonomy places the organism in Eukaryota, Metazoa, Chordata, Mammalia, Rodentia, Cricetidae.
AUGCAGCUGGAAAAUGUUAUAGCUGUGACAGAAAUCCAAAGCUCUGGGGGCCAAGCUACAGUUUAUUUCCCAGUCCCAUUUCUGUUGUCUGUGGUCAAUGAUUGCAGCCACAUGGACACAGCUGAUCCUGUCGUGGCACCAAGAAGCCUUCUAGUGACAAGGAUAGUUCAUAACAAAAGAUAUAUGGAAAAGGACAAUGGGAUCAAGGGCAUGGAAGCUGUUGUUGCUUUUCCCAGGCACACAAAGGUAACUACCAGAACUCGGAAAUCCGCGACAGAGACUAAGGCAGCAGAGACGAAACACAUAGAUGUACAUACAGGAAAUAAUAAAGAAAAAGUCAGUAAAGCUAAGAAGAACAAAAGAAAGGUGGAUGCUGAAGCCCAUCUGUCAGAUGAGCCUGUGAACGAGGAACCAGUGACAAAAAAGAAAAAAAAAAAGACGGAAAGCAAAUCCAAAAAUAGUACCGAGGUGCCAAAGGAUGACAGCAAGACGGAGGAGACUAAGGGGGACAAUAAAAAGCAAAAUACUUCCAUUAAAAAAGGUGCAAAGAAGAAACCUCAAAAAGGUAAAUCAAGUGAGAAGGGCAGCAGACCUGCUCAGGAGACACAGAAGGAGACGGCUCCUGCAGAGCCUCCUUCCAUGGAGCUGGCUCAGGAGGAGGUCUCUUCCGGUCCUGUGCUCACUCAGGUGGUGGUCACCCCUACAGGCUCUACUCAGCCCGGGCUUCCUUCUCCCAUGGAUAUUGCUCAGACUGGGCCUGCUCAGAUGGAGCUGCCUUCUCCCCUAGAGCCUCCUCAGAGGGAGCCGCCUCCUCCCCUGUAGCCUGCUCGGAGGGAGCUGCCUUCUCCCCUGGAGCUUCCUCGGAGGGAGCCGCCUCCUCCCACAGAGCCUCCAGGGAUGGAGCAGCCUCUUCCCAUGGAGCUUACUCAGAUGGAACAGCCUCCUCCCAUGGAGCCUGAUCAGAUGGAGCCUCCUCCUCCCAUGGAGCCUGCUCAGAGGGAGCCACCUCCUCCCAUGGAGCCUGAUCAGAUGGAGCCGCCUUCUCCCAUGGAGCCUGAUCAGAUGGAGCCGCCUCCUCCCAUGGAGCCUCAGCGGGGACAUUGUCAGAAGAGGCUGCUUUGUCCUUUGGACCAUGCUCAGGUGGAGGUUGCUCAGACAGGGCCUCCUCACAUGGGAUCUGUUCAGAAAGAGCCUCCUGCUGUCAUGGAACCACCUCUUCAAGUGAAACCAGUCACCAAAAGGUCUUCUCCCCGAAAAGAGAGUACCAAGGAGAAGUCGGGCAUGUGGAGUGAGGUGGUGCGGCAGGAGCAAGUCCUUAUUGAAGUUGGCUUAGUGCCUGUUAGAGAUAACCAGCUUCUGAAGGGAAGCAGGCACACACAGGAUCUUCCAAAGGGAAACUCAAGAAGAGACGAGACACCCAAGGACCAAGAAAUUGGCUCUGAUGGGGAAGGAAAUAAAAUGGCCCCUCUCAAGAAAUUGGGAACAGAGGAAGCUGGCAAGAGUCUAGCUACGCUUGCUGCUCCCAAGGAAUCUACCAGUGUCUUAUCCUCGGAACAAAACUCAAAUGGGUCAGGUGGUGAAACGUUACAUGCUAAGUGUCAGACUGGUUCAGCUGGGCUUUGUGAAAUGGAAGUGGACACUGAGCAGAACCCAGACAGUGUCCCUGUGAAAGCCUCAGCACCCGAACCGGCAUCACCAUUGCCUCCUGUCCCAUCACCAACCGUAAUGACCUCGCCUCCUAUCACUUUGGCUGAAAACGAGUCACCGGACAUUGAUGAAGACGAAGGCAUCCACAGCCAUGAUGGAAGAGACCUGAGUGGUAAUAUGUCCGAGGGAAGUGAUGAUUCUGGGCUGCAUGGGGCUCGGCCAGUGCCACAAGAAGCAAGUUCAAAAAGUGGGAAGGAGGGGUUGGCAGUUAAAAUAACCAAGGGAGAGUUUGUUUGUAUUUUCUGUGAUCGGUCUUUCAGAAAGGAAAAGGAUUACAGCAAGCACCUCAAUCGCCAUCUGGUUAAUGUAUACUUCCUUGAAAAAGCAGCCGAGGGGCAGGAGUAGUGAGCCGGCCGGUGGAGGGCAGCUCGUCACAGUUUGUAAGCAAUGCCUCACUUUUAGUUUAAGGCAGUAGACACACACAAGCUCGCUUUAAUUAGUGUCCAGUGCUGAUUUUUAAGUGACAUUAUUUCCUUAGGACUGUAUGUGUUACCUAGUGACUUGCAAAAACCUUAGCAAAUCCUAGGGAGUUAAUGUAAGAAAACAGAUACUUAAUCUGUUAGCUUGUGCAGUGCAGUUAAGAAAGGCGGGAUGGUAGGUGACGUUCUCCGGGGUGUCUACCUGUGUGGAACCGGUCGGGUGUUCUGCCCUUUUCACUUCACUUGCUAUUUUUAGUUCCUUGUUUAGGCUGAUAAAAAUUGGCGUAGCAAAUUA